Molecule: messenger RNA, 1788 nt
Organism: Rhopalosiphum maidis (corn leaf aphid)
Lineage: Eukaryota; Metazoa; Arthropoda; Insecta; Hemiptera; Aphididae
Exons: 2
Coding region: 677-1699 (340 amino acids)
Biological process (GO): signaling
Cellular component (GO): postsynaptic specialization; glutamatergic synapse
Molecular function (GO): molecular adaptor activity
Source: RefSeq, a predicted model, not a curated record
UUGGCUUUUAAGGCUGUAGAAUACUAGACGUUCCAAUCAGCAGUCUCUCUAUUUUACUGUUGUUGGUUUAUUUAUCACUUCGACACAGGUACUUCUUUCGAAAUAUUCUAAUAAUUAAUAACCGUUCGAAUAUUGUUACCUACCUACACACAUGUGGCAGUCUAAUUUACGUACAUAAUGGUUGAGUUUCUAUAAUCGAAGCUGUAGUGGUGCACACAAUAAAUCAUUAUAAUCGUAAUAAUAGAUCGUUCCGUCGAUCGCCUCGAGGGAGACUUUUUACGUAAUCAAUUUCCCGGUGGCGCGACGUCUAUUGUGUGAGCACCUCGCGGUUACUGUUAUUGCGAACGUUGCCAUCCAACACUGCAACUGAUUGUGGGCUCCAAGGUAAUGAUGCCCCUUGGGGUAUGUUUUGUCAACAAAUGUAACUUUCACGGUCCACUACCUCCCUCCCAUACCUUAUGAAUGUUAUGGGUUUAUUGUAAUCUUGUAGAUUGUGGUACUGUAUUUACAUGUUAAACAUUAAGGAUAUUGUUUUUGGUCAAAAAAAAUUUCGGGUUGUCGCCCUUUGAUGAGUCACUCUCGCUAAACUUUCAACGCUACCAGUCUGUACGCUCAUCAUCCUAUGGGAACGAUGAAGCUGAUCAAGUGAUUAAACCAGUGUGCUAUCUUGACAGUGAUGAGUACUAGAGACGCAACAGAUGACCGCUAUAUUGACGAUCCUAUCCGAACGUGCAAAAAACCACCUUACAAGGUAAAGUCACCAUCAUAUGUCAACAUAUCUAGAUCUAUAAAUGGUUAUACAUCAUCUUUAACUCAGUACGAUAGCAAGAAACGCGAGAGUCGAUCUAGGGAUUGUAGCCCUAUCAAUGUACGUACAGUUAAUUGUAACAUGGAAGACCAAAAUAUUAUGACGAAAUGUUCAAUAGCUGAUACAGUUGAUUAUAGGACUGAAUCUGCCAAUUCAAUAGUUGUAAACACAAUCCAAAGACUUUACGGUUCUAGUGUUAAAGUGUCACCUAAGGAAAAAAGAUUAAACAACAUUCCUACAUCAACUGUAAUACAAAGAGAACAUGCUGAUUUACCUGUCUUAAAAUUGCUCAACCCCCAAUUCCGGGCAAAACUAGUAAUAAAUCAUAAUUCACCAUCCCCAAAAAUAAAACCUUCACAAAUAACUACUAAUGGUAGUGAUGUAGAAAUUAAUGGUGGUAAUUAUUUUAUUAAAUUAGUUAACUUAGAAUGUGAUGCAAUAAAAAAAUUAAUAUCACAGGUAGAAUGCUUAUUACCAAUUGCUCCUGAACAUGGUCAGGCUCGUAUUCAAGCAAUCAUUGGUAAAUCAAAUCUGUUAAUGUCCAAAAAAAUUCAACAAUUUGUUGGUUUAUGUGAGAGUAAUAUAUCUUGUGCACAUGAUGAUUUGUCUAGACCAAAAAAUAAUGAUUUAGAAGGGUUUUGGGAUAUGGUCAAAAUACAAGUUAAUCAGGUGAAAACUGAAAUGCGAAAUAUUAUUGAUAUAAGUAAUAAAGGUUGGCCUGAUGACGAAGACCAAAACAAAGAGAAACCUAUCAAAACUAUUAAAGUAAAAACGAAAGCAAAAAAACCAGUUGUUUUAAAUUCAAAAUAUGAUGCGGCUAGAAGAAAAGCAAUCGAAGAACAACGCAAGGCAAUGAAAAACUUAAAAAGUGAUGAUGUUAUAUUUUUUUAAUUAUACACAUGUAAAGAUUAGACUGUAAUAUUAUGUGUUAAUGAGUAUUAUAAUAUUUAAUUAGUAAUUGUUUAACUUUUUAAUUUAUA